CAGGCCCGCAGCAACGGGAAAUUUUUGCACCGGAGCUCCACCGCAGCACCGCAGUUGUUUUUUGUGAUCGAAAAUGGCGCUCGCCUCAGCAAAGCAACUUCUCGAUGAAUUAAUGGGCCGGGAUAGGAAUCUCGCGCCUACGGAGAAGAAGAACACUUGCAACUGGGAAGACCCCGACGUGUGCAAGCACUUUCUCGCAAAGUUCUGCCCCAAUGAUCUCUUCGUGAACACCAAGGCUGACUUGGGACCGUGCAACAAAGUUCAUGACGACAGGCUGAAGAGAGAGUAUGAGGCAAGCCCCCGGUACCGUCAGGAAGGCUACGAGGACUCCUUUCUCCAGUUCUGCCAGUCCAUGCUCUCAGACGUCGAAAAGCGUAUCCGGAGGGCGCGGCAGCGACUGCAACUCAGCAACCAAGAGGGCGGCGUGGUGAUCAAGACGAAAGAGCCGGCGGCCCCGACGGACGAGCGGGUGAUCGUGCUGAACGAGCGCAUCCAGGGUCUGCUGCAGCAGGUGGAGCAGCUGGGCUGCGAGGGCAAAGUCGAGGAGGCGCAGGGCAUCAUGAAGCUCUGUGACCAGCUCAAGGAAGAGCGCAAGUCUCUCGACAAGGACUCUGACAAGGCACAUUGGCUCAGGCAAACGGCAGAGCUGGCAGCUGCCCAGGAAAAGCAGAUGGAGGUGUGCGACAUCUGCGGAGCCUUUCUCAUUGUUGGUGACGCGCAGCAGCGUGUUGACGACCAUCUCAUGGGCAAGCAACACAUGGGCUACGCCAAGCUCAAGGAAGCCGUUGAGGAGAUUCUGAACCGGCGCGAAAAGGAGCGAGAGGAAAAGGAAAAGCAGCGGGAGCGUGAAAGGGAACGGCGGCGGAGGCGUGAGGAAGACGACACUCGAAGCAGCCGGCGAGGGCCCGAACUGGCACGGGACGAUCGGAGGGACCGUGACGAGAAGCGGCACAGAAGUAGGUCCCCACGUGAUGACCGUAGAGAGCGUUUAGAUGACAAGAGGGACCGUACGGAUGACAGAAAGCGUGACGACGACCGCAAACGGGACGACGACCGGAGACGAAAUGAUGAGCGCAAGCGUGACGAGGACCGCAGGCGAGAGGAUGAUCGUAAGCGUGACGACGAUCGGAAGCGUGAGGAAGACCGUAAGCGGGAUGAGGACCGCAAGCGGGACGAGGAUAGGAAACGAGACGAGGACCGCAAGCGUGACGAGGAUCGGAAACGUGACGAAGACCGCAAGCGCGAUGAGGACCGGAAGCGCAGUCGACGAGAUGACGACAGGAGCCGGCGGGAUGACGACCGGAGCAGAAGAGAUGAUGACCGGAGUCGGCGGGACGAUGAGCGGAGCAGCAGCAGUCGCCACGAUGAUGACCGGAGUAGUAGGAGCGACCGCAGUUCCCACCGAGACUCACGGGACUCGCGGUCAUCUGGACAUGACCGAGACAAGUACCACAGCAGCAGUAGCAGCAGCAAGAGCGACCGGGACUCACACCGCAGCUCAUCUUCUAGGGUGAGCAAUGGUGACUCCAGCCCCCGUCACUGAGACGUCAAGUGAGUUGCUGGGGAUGACAGCGUUCUGGUUGAAAACCCGGCAAGCAGGAAAGCACUGGUGGAAGCAGCGUCUACGCGCGCAGGCGUUGUGCCGGCAGCGACGUCCACAUGGCAGCCCAACCCACACAGCCGCGAAAUGCAAGGAACAAAACAAGAACCCGCCGAGCCUCUGCCAUCCGUUUCACCGAAAGAAGGUGCUCCUUUGCUUUCUGUUUUGCCUCACGUCUUAAGUUGAGAGAGCGAAAAAGAAAACCACGUUUCCCGUUUCAUCAAGUCUAUUUCUUCCUUUCUGUGUUCUCCCCCACCCCCUCCCCAUCAUUACAAACUGCACUCAUCGAUCCCCCUUUCCAUUCUUUGCAUCAACCUAGUUUGUCUUUACGUUAACAUGGACAGUCACGUGAACGCAGAAUUUUGCAGUGUGAUUGAGUUACUUUGUUUUUACAUUACUGCACUCUCGCCAUCUGAGUUGAGAAAUAAAGAGUGGUGUUGUAGCAGUGCUA
Molecule: messenger RNA, 2051 nt
Organism: Rhipicephalus sanguineus (brown dog tick)
Lineage: Eukaryota; Metazoa; Arthropoda; Arachnida; Ixodida; Ixodidae
Product: luc7-like protein 3
Exons: 8
Coding region: 74-1543 (489 amino acids)
Biological process (GO): mRNA splice site recognition
Cellular component (GO): U1 snRNP; U2-type prespliceosome
Molecular function (GO): mRNA binding
Source: RefSeq, a predicted model, not a curated record